CAGGCUGCUGUUUACAGUGCUGUAUAAAUAGAAUUGAGGCCAUGCACCCCAUCCCCUUUGACACAAGAAAGCAGUUAUCAUGAGUUUAUCAAGCAUUUGUGCAGCCAGACACUUGUCUGCUAAGGUUUGAAUAGUGCAGUCAGGGCCAUAGCAAGGGCUUUUGGUGUAAACAAGUUGUCUUUACAGAGGAUCUCAGAAAACUGCUUCUCCAAGUUUAAGAUCAGGGAAAGAGGAACAGAGAUGGGGGGACAGUCACAGGGGAUUUCCGUAGUCUGGCAUUUACUAAGCAACUUAAGUAGGGCAACUGAGAUAAAAAAAAAAAAAAAAAAAAAAACAGACAGCUACAGUGACUCUUUUAAAGCAUUUUUUUGAAGAAAAUGAUAUAAGGAGAAAACAUUUUCCUGAAGGGACACAAGCUCCGUCAAAGUGGAAGUCUUGCUAAGCUGGUUAACCAGCCAAGUCAACAGACAGUUGGUCCAUUUACCCGACGGAUAGUAUUAUACUAUAGUUGAGUGAGUGAUGAAGGGAGGUGACGAUGAUGAUGAUGACGACGUGUGGAAUGCAUCAGCUGUUAUACUGGAUAUUGACUCAGGGUCUUGGGCAGACCGGUCCCCUCUUCAUGAUGCUGCCAGCCAAGGACGUCUGCUGGCCCUCAAGACCCUCAUUGCUCAGGGCCACAGCGUGAAUGUGCUGACAAUAGACCACAUUAGCCCUCUUCACGAGGCAUGCAUAGGGAGUCAUGUUGCCUGUGCCAGAACCCUGAUAGAUGCCGGAGCCAACGUAAAUGUGACAACUAUAGAUGGUGCGACUCCAUUGUUUCAUGCCUGCUCAGCUGGCAGUUUGGCAUGUCUAGAGCUGCUCUUGCAGAGUGACGCCAGACCACAUGCCCUGGCUAUAUUCCAGCCUUCACCCAUCCAUGAGGCAGUCAGCAUGGGUCACAGCAAGUGUUUGGAGGCGCUGGUUGCAUGGGGUGUGGAUGUGGAUUAUGAAAUCCCUCACAUGGGCACCCCUCUCUACAGUGCUUGUCGGUGUAAGGACUUCAUAUGUGCCCGCAUGCUGCUUGAUGGAGGUGCAAAUGUGCAGAAAGGGGCACAUAUGGAGACUCCUCUUCAUGCAGCAGCCCAAAAAGACUGUGUAAGCAUAGUGAAGCUCCUGCUGGAAUUUGGGGCAGAUGUAAAUGCACGCAACCUGGAGUAUAAACGGCCCGUAGAUGUUGCUCCUCCAGGGAGCCUUACAGAGGGCUUCCUAUUGAUUUAUGAAGCGACACCCCGUUCUCUACGCCAGCUGUGCCGUCAGCAAAUCAGGGAAAGUUUGGGACGUUCCCGACUACAUCUUCUACAAUAUUUACCCCUCCCUAAUGCUAUGAAGAACUUUCUACAAUAUAGAUGAUCUGAUUAUGUUUAUUGGCAGCAGGCCAUCUAGUCUUAAAGUAUUGUUUGCCUUAGUUAAUAAUAGUUUUAAAUAAAAGCUGUUUUACCUUUUUCCAUUUAAUAAUAAUCUUUUUUGGCCUGAUUUGACAAGAAGAUUGAUGUCCUUAAAUACUUAAAUAAUGGUACCUCAUCUUGUUUAUUUUACUUUAACUUUUUCCACUUUAAAUUAUCUAAUUCCAAUGAGUGUCCCGGCAUUGCAUGCCUUCUUACUGCAUACUGAGCGGAGUCUGAUCAUCUAGCUAUAGGUGUUGAUACCAAAUUUAUUAUGUAAAUGCUGAAUAAAUAUUAUAAAAUGUAUAAUGCAAGUGGUGGUCCCCUGGAGUUGUUGCACUUAUUUUGAAAUAAAAAUAGCACUGAUGACAUCA
Molecule: messenger RNA, 1795 nt
Organism: Pimephales promelas (fathead minnow)
Lineage: Eukaryota; Metazoa; Chordata; Actinopteri; Cypriniformes; Leuciscidae
Source: RefSeq, a predicted model, not a curated record